AUGGCCCGACACCGUUCUUCGCUGCCCGACUUGGAUCGAGAGCUCAACUUAGACAGACUCGACUUCAACGCCAUGAUGCAGCAAAGAGAUCAUCGACAUCCCGAUAGAUGGUCCAGAGUUUACUUCCGGGCUAUAUGCCUAAGUCGCCUUUCGCUUCCAAUCCAAGUCAGAGCUGUCGGUGAAUACGGUAUUGUCGUCUACGAGCAGUCUCGAAGACUAGUUAUCCGACUAUUCCAGGACCCGAAUCCCUACGAUUUGCUUAUGGGGGUCAAGCAAGCAUGGGUGGAGAAAUACCGACAGACCGGGGAGAUAUGCCGUCUACGUUUGCGCACGCUGGAUCCCGCCUCAUCGAACGAAGUCAUUUUCGACUGUGCUAAGGAAUGGAACCGUGACACCCAAGACUGGAAUGAGCUAUCCACUUACGAGCAAAGUGACCGAAGGGUUACACUAUUCCCAGUUUGCGCACUCGCUCCUCCGCUACGUCCUCCACCGCAGUUGCUCAUUACGUGGCCGUGGAUUUCUUCGGCGAACCCGUACCAAAUGGUUCCGCUCCAUGAGCUACCGCAACAACAGCAGGUACUCUUGCUCAACGAAUGGCAUAACUACACGCGCCAACAAAGUCAGCAGCAGGGUCAACUUAACAAUCAACUACAACUUUGCUCUCCCCAACCGAGCCCGGAGCAGUUGGAUCCGGAGAAGUAUCGAAGAUACGAGGAGACGAUCAACACCCGAGAUUACUCAUAUCAAAAGGCGCUAGACACCACAACGCAUUUUUUCGACCAACAGACCACGCAGAAUCAACAAGCAUCUCCGGAUCAAGCACAGGAACAUGGUCGAGAUCGUGGAAGUGGAAGUGGAAAGGGAAGAAGACGUGGAAGCAAGCGAGGAACUGGUUCAGGUGGCCGUGGUGGUUUAGAAGAUGGCCCAGGACAGCAUCCUCAGACUCCCCAGCAGGUUCCCCAGCCGAACCAGAGGGAUCAACGCACACCACGCGGAGGACAUAGAGGCGACGGCCAAGGUGGUCGAGGUCAAGGACGCGGUGGCUGGGGUGAUCAUUACACCUAUACCGGUCAGGGCAACCGAGGCAGUCGAGGUGACCGUGGCAAUCGUGGGAAUCGUGGUGGUGAUCGCGGUGGUUACAAAGACGUUGGCUUUGGCAGCCCCGGUAAUCGUGGGGGUUGGAAUGCUAGGGAUGAUGAUUGCGAUGACCGCGAUGACAGUGGACGCCGUGUUGAUCCUAGCUCUCGUGGCGGUGGUAGUCAUGAUGGUGGUGGUCGCGGUCGCGGUCGCGAUAAUCGUGGUCGGGAUCGGGGUUGGGGUCGUAGAAGUCGGAAGUUGGAGAACGGAGACAAAGAUAAAGGGGGAAAGUAA
Hypoxylon trugodes is the source of this 1371-nucleotide messenger RNA. RefSeq lists its product as uncharacterized. Lineage: Eukaryota; Fungi; Ascomycota; Sordariomycetes; Xylariales; Hypoxylaceae. The transcript has a single exon. The record is from RefSeq and is a predicted model, not a curated record. The coding region runs from base 1 to 1371 and encodes 456 amino acids.